CUUCACGUAAAGGACAACCUGUCAUCAUUUUCUUGUAGUUAAUCUACAACCAUGAUGUGAACACCCGAUCCUCUACUUAAGCAAUCUCUCACACACCACUGCCUGGAUUCUUUGUACUUCUUCACCAUAACUCUUUCGCCGGCUAAUCCUACGACAUGGUACGCUCGACUUCGAUUGCUGCUGCUGCAGCUUCCUUUGCACUAUGUGCACACGCCGGAAGCUUCUAUUCUAAAAACUCGCCCGUACUCCAGCUGAAUGGUAUGGACUACGACCGAGUGAUUGCAAAAUCCAACUAUACUUCCAUUGUCGAGUUCUAUGCACCAUGGUGUGGUCAUUGCCAAAACCUCAAACCCGCAUACGAGAAUGCCGCCAAGUCGCUCGCCGGAAUCGCUAAAGUUGCAGCCGUAAACUGCGACGAGGAGAUAAACAAACCGUUCUGCGGCCAAAUGGGUGUCCAAGGAUUCCCAACCCUCAAGAUUGUUAGGCCUGGAAAGAAGCCAGGAAAGCCCACAGUGGAGGAUUACCAGGGCCCUCGCAAUGCGAAGGGCAUCGCUGAGGCUGUUAAGGACAAGAUCCCGAACACCGUGAAGCGAAUUACGGAUAAGAACUUGGGAGAGUGGCUGCAAGAAAAUGCCGAGGCACCAAAGGCCAUUCUAUUCAGUGAUAAGGGUGCGAUCAGUGCUACCCUGAGGACUGUAGCUAUCGACUUCGCUGGCUUGAUACCCAUUGCCCAGAUUCGCAGCAAUCAGCAGGAGGCUGUCCAGAAAUAUGGUAUCAGCAAAUUCCCCGCCCUGAUUCUCAUUCCGGGCGAUGGGAAAGAUCCUAUCACUUUCGACGGAGAGGUCAAAAAGGACGCGAUUGUUGACUUUCUAUCACAAGCUGCGACCCCUAACCCUGAUUGCCCACCUCCAAAGGGAAAGAAGUCGAAGAAGGACAGCAAGAAAGAUGGCAAGAAAGAUGGCAAAAAGGCCUCCAAGUCAUCUUCAUCGGUUAAACCAACCGACGCUUCUCCAGUACCAGCAGCCUCGGAAAGCGUUGAAGAGCCAAUCAAGCCUUCGGAGUCCCCUGAUGCAAACCUCAAGGAUGAAGACACACCAGAGCCCGUUGUCAUUCCUACCGAAGAGGCGAAGCCGACCAUACCUGUCGUUUCUGAAACAGCUGAGCUCCAGAUUUCUUGUCUCAAUGACAAGAGCUUAACGUGCAUUCUUGCUCUCCUCCCCAAAGAGGAAACCUCAGAGGCGGCUGUCGCUGUAACGGACUCCCUAGCGUCCAUUCACAAGAAGCACGGCGACAAGCUCUUCCCAUUCAUUGGCGUUCCAGCUUCUAACCCGCUUGCUUCCUCGAUUCGCACCGAAUUAGCACUUGGCGGGGAGGAUGCGGUACACCUAAUUGCUACUCACGGCAAGCGUGCAUGGUAUAAGAAGUACCCUGGAUCUACGUUCGGACCCUUGGAGGUAGAGCAAUGGGUUGAUGCCAUCCGAAUGGGUGAAGGAAAGAAGGAGAAGCUUCCCGAGUCGCUGAUUGCUCAGCAACAGUCAGAGGCUAAGGAAGAAAAGGUGGCCGAAGAAGAGCCCAUCAAGAUCAACAUUGCAGAUAUCCCAGUCGAGGAGCCGAAGAAGGACCAUGAUGAGCUUUGAUCUUGUGUUCAUAGCACGCAUGAUUAACUACACCAUCCCAAAAGCAUAAAUGUAUAACAAUACCAUAGUGACAUACUCCUUAUCAAGUCGC
Messenger RNA from Aaosphaeria arxii CBS 175.79, 1728 nucleotides. RefSeq names its product PDI related protein A. The record is from RefSeq and is a predicted model, not a curated record. The transcript is spliced from 3 exons. Gene Ontology annotation, molecular function: protein disulfide isomerase activity; protein-disulfide reductase activity. Gene Ontology annotation, cellular component: endoplasmic reticulum lumen. Bases 156 to 1637 code for a protein of 493 amino acids. Gene Ontology annotation, biological process: response to endoplasmic reticulum stress. NCBI's taxonomy places the organism in Eukaryota, Fungi, Ascomycota, Dothideomycetes, Pleosporales.